AUGAGAUCCAAGUUUAAGGACGAGCAUCCCUUUGAGAAGCGCAAGGCCGAGGCCGAGCGCAUUCGUCAAAAAUAUGCUGACCGCAUUCCCGUUAUUUGUGAGAAGGUUGAAAAGAGCGACAUCGCUACCAUCGACAAGAAGAAGUACCUCGUUCCGGCCGAUCUCACCGUGGGCCAGUUCGUCUACGUUAUUCGCAAACGGAUUAAACUCUCUCCAGAGAAGGCCAUCUUCAUCUUCGUUGAUGAGGUCCUGCCUCCAACCGCUGCUCUCAUGAGCAGCAUCUAUGAAGAGCACAAGGAUGAGGACGGAUUCCUUUACAUCACAUACUCGGGCGAGAACACCUUUGGUGGUUUCGAGACUGCCUAA
Messenger RNA from Podospora anserina S mat+, 366 nucleotides. RefSeq lists its product as uncharacterized. The record is from RefSeq and is a predicted model, not a curated record. Gene Ontology annotation, cellular component: autophagosome; cytosol; fungal-type vacuole membrane. Gene Ontology annotation, biological process: macroautophagy; cellular response to nitrogen starvation. Gene Ontology annotation, molecular function: phosphatidylethanolamine binding. NCBI's taxonomy places the organism in Eukaryota, Fungi, Ascomycota, Sordariomycetes, Sordariales, Podosporaceae. Bases 1 to 366 code for a protein of 121 amino acids. The transcript is spliced from 3 exons.